GGCAGAGCAUGUGGAGCCCAGCAGUGUGAGCCCAGUGGCUGCUGCUAUGGUUCGUUAGUGGUCACAUCACCGGGCCGGGGUAGACUCAGUCAGCCACGGAGGAGAAUAUGAACAGAGUGGACCCGCCAUGCCGACCCGCUGCCUCGCUCACUUUCACCAUUGACAGCAUCCUCAACCUGAAGACAAGCGGGAGGAACUGUGACAGCUGUCACCCCGCCGGACUGCGGGAUGACUCGGCCACGGCGACGCUUAAAGACGGCUUGAGACGGAGCCAGCACGGGGAGCACGGAGCCCAGCAGCGGCGGGACCCGGGUACCAGGCUCAACGACAAAGAGUGUACCCCGGACUGCAGCGGAGCGGCGGACGCAGCGGCGGAGGCGCGCUUCGACAGCGGGGACAGCAGCUGCGACGACAGCAGCUCCACCACCACGGCCACGGACACCCAGAAAGGAGCCAGUCCUGCCAAGAAGAGCAAGCUGAUAACGAAGAAGAAGACGCGCACUAUUUUUUCCAAGAGACAGAUCUUCCAGUUGGAGUCUACCUUCGACAUGAAACGCUACCUGAGCAGCGCGGAGCGCGCGUGCCUCGCCAGCUCGCUCCAGCUCACGGAGACCCAGGUGAAAAUAUGGUUUCAGAACCGCAGGAAUAAAUUGAAACGGCAAAUCUCGACCGAAAUCGACGGACCUGUUGGCGAUUACCCAGAGACUGGGAAGCCCGUGGCGGGGGGGCAGCUGCCGGCCUUGUACAAAGAGAGUAGCCUUCUGGGGAGAUGCCUGCUCCCCAUGCCUCUGCCCGUCGUGUACCCGGGGAGUAGCACGCCUUACCUCUGCUUCACAAACGCCAGCAAGUACUUCAGCCUGUACGACGGGGACGUAUGAUGCUUUAUACAGAGACACGACAAUAGAACUUCAGAAAGAGACACUUUGGGUUUGUCUGUUGCCAACUUCCAAGCAUUUAAGGGGUUCAGAUUUGAGGGGGGGGGGGAGCUGCGGCCUAAGGCUGCACGUACAACGACAGAGGACUAGUUACAUAUCACUUACAAAAUAAGCUGCAUCUAUCGCUAUUAUUUAUUUUUCAGUCAAAGCUGUGGGUUUCUAUGGAGAUGGACACUAAACCCGCUGGAGUAGCCUAGCCUUGUGUUUAGGAACCAGCAGGCUCCGCUAAUGACAGCCCGAGGGAGGCCUAAAACACGUAUCAAUCACACCAUUUUAUUGUUUACAUGACAUGGCAUUUUUACUAUUAUUAUUAUUAUUAUUAUUAUUAUUAUUAUUUAUUAUUAUCAUUUUUUAUUAUUAUCAUCAUCAUCGACAACAGCAUUUCCAGCAGCCUACGCCACCAAAGAAAUUACUAUAGCCUAUCUAUUUGCAUGCAUUUCCUGUGUUAUAAUGGAUUUUGAAUUACUGGAAUUAUCUAUGUAUUUAAAUGAAUGUAAUUAACAUUUUAUUCCACGUUUCACGCAUGUGUAUUUUUUUUUCUGCGCAUCCUAGUAUUCUUACUUUAUUCCACGUUUCUCUAUGAGCUCAUUACACCAUUUACUGAAACUGUUAUUAAAACAUCUUCCUUCAAGAAAUGACAUUUUACAGAAUUCA
Messenger RNA from Etheostoma spectabile (orangethroat darter), 1589 nucleotides. Its product is annotated as homeobox protein HMX2. The record is from RefSeq and is a predicted model, not a curated record. NCBI's taxonomy places the organism in Eukaryota, Metazoa, Chordata, Actinopteri, Perciformes, Percidae. Gene Ontology annotation, molecular function: DNA-binding transcription factor activity, RNA polymerase II-specific; RNA polymerase II transcription regulatory region sequence-specific DNA binding. Gene Ontology annotation, biological process: regulation of transcription by RNA polymerase II. The transcript is spliced from 2 exons. Gene Ontology annotation, cellular component: nucleus. Bases 108 to 878 code for a protein of 256 amino acids.